AUGAACCCUUAUCACAUGCAAGGAGGACACAAUCAAAUGCAUGGGGGACGCUUGCCUACAAAUGGCAUGCAGGGGGUUCCCGUACCUGGAAGUGGUAUGCACGGGGGAGUGAUGUCUGGUGCUUACAAUACACCUUACAAUAUGCCCGGAGGGGGUAUGUACGGAGGUGGCAUACAAGGAAAUGGCAUGCAAGGCGGCGCCAUGCAAGUCGAUGCCAUGCAGGGUGGUGCCAUGCAGGGUGGUGGCAUGCAAGGAAGUGGCAUGCAAGGAAGUGGUAUGCAAGGGGAUGGCAUGGGCAAUAUGAUGAAGAAGAUGAUGGGAGUUUCUGACGAUACUAAUGUUCCUCAAAUGGGUGGGAUGGGUGCCCACAUACUUAAUAUGAUGUCGAGUGGUGGUGGCGGAAAACCAGUGAAUGCCCCGGGGGCAAGCGGACAACUAAAUGACUCCAUGUUAAUAGAUGCUCCACAUUCUCCCCAUGGACAAAUAGGAGUUACACCUUUAACUCCACCAGCGGGACAAAGUCAUGCAGGUCACAUGGGGAUGAAUCUAGGUAAUCAAGGACACCAUACGAGCCAAGGAAACCCCGGAACAAUGAUGAAUCCACCUACUCAAUACGUCACACAGGACAAUACGUAUAAUUCUAUUCCAAAACCACAAGGGCCCACAGUAACUGAAAAUAUGCCUCAGAAUCCUGGAGCUCAACCACAGAACUAUGUAGUUUCAAAUCCGGCUGCACAACAGAUGGCGAACGCUAGAAGUAAUUAUGGUCCCCAUGCAGCGAGUAUGAAAAAGUUCAAUGAGAUUUUCCCAGGCGUAGCACAAGGAGAUUUGAAUUUCGACCCAAUGGCAAUCGCAAUUCAGAUGAAUCCUGUAAACCAGCAGAAGAAAGGUGCAGAUACAGUAAACAAAUUUUUGAAUAAGAACCAAGCUAUGUUGCAGCCUGCUAUCUCCGGCGCUAACGCAGCUGCUACUGCACUUGGUCAAUCAAAAACAAUUCCAGCAAAUAACCAGCUCCUAGCACCUCCGGCGCAACAGAACAUGCCGCCACCUGGGCAGGUGCAACAUCAGCAACCUUACCCUGGUUCACAAAAUCAGCCGAACCAACAGCUAGUUCAUAGAGCUGUUACCGGUGCACCUAAAAUGAGCACGCCAUUACUUCACCAACAAGUUCCUCAACAGAGCGUAUCUCGGCAGCAAGUGCCACAACAACAGCUGCAGCAACAACAACUACCGCAGCAACAAAUACAACAAAAUAUAGUUUCAAAUGGUGGAGCUGGUAUAAUACCAGAGAAUGAUGGUAAAAACGUCAACCCAACCGGUGCAGUGGCAGAACAAAUGAUAAAAGAGCCCAUAUUCCCUGUUGACACUACAAAGACUUAUACCGCACAGCCAAUAUAUACUUAUAACACCUUGGGACAACCCGUGGAACUAUUUCCUGUGACGUAUCAUAGAGCGACACCAAACCUGCCUCAAACUUUAGAUGGUAGCUUUAGAACUGAUUUGCGUCAUGGUUACGAUAUAAAGAAUACGACGAGCAAGACUUUGUUGGCGACCACAAUACCUGCCGGUAAUACAGCCAGUAGGAGUCAACUUCAACAUAUUUACCGACAGUAUAAAGCAUCGAAUUCGGCAACUCAACAAAAUAUUAGACCUCCAGUGCAAGGGGGAUCUCAUUCCGAAGGGCGAUUGAAUACUGCGCCGGUGAAUGUAAUCCCUCAGGAUAUACCUGUAGAGAAUGUCGGAGGAGACACGGCUGCGAAUAAUCAGAUGAGCAUUAAGCCGAGUGGUAAACUAGAGCCAGAGAAGGGACAAGCGGGUGGCGAUAUUGUAGCAGCUACUCCUAAGGAUGCUAGCAGAAGGUACAAGGAGAAGGUAUUUUAA
Messenger RNA from Pectinophora gossypiella (pink bollworm), 1881 nucleotides. Its product is annotated as mediator of RNA polymerase II transcription subunit 15-like. Bases 1 to 1881 code for a protein of 626 amino acids. The record is from RefSeq and is a predicted model, not a curated record. The transcript has a single exon. NCBI's taxonomy places the organism in Eukaryota, Metazoa, Arthropoda, Insecta, Lepidoptera, Gelechiidae.